Molecule: messenger RNA, 1686 nt
Organism: Fragaria vesca subsp. vesca
Lineage: Eukaryota; Viridiplantae; Streptophyta; Magnoliopsida; Rosales; Rosaceae
Product: (-)-germacrene D synthase-like
Exons: 7
Coding region: 1-1686 (561 amino acids)
Biological process (GO): diterpenoid biosynthetic process
Molecular function (GO): terpene synthase activity; magnesium ion binding
Source: RefSeq, a predicted model, not a curated record
AUGUCUUUCCAACUUCCUUCAGCAGCAUCUCAAGCCCCAACCCCAAAUGCCGCUGCUCAUGUCAUGCGACGUUCAGUUAACUUCAAGCCUAGCAUAUGGGGAGAACAUUUUCUGUCGUAUGAUUCCAUGGAAGUGGAUAUCAUUCUGGAGCAACAGGUUCAACAACUGAAGGAAGAAAUCAAGAGGAUGCUUAUGGAUCAUGUCAAGGACGAUUCACAAAAACUAAGCUUGAUUGAUGAUAUUCAACGCUUAGGCGUGUCAUACCAUUUCGAGAAUGAGAUUUGUGAAAUUUUGCAGCAAAUAUUUGACAAAGACCAUGUUUCAUAUGAUGACGUUCUUCAUCAAAAUGAUUCCGACCUUUAUGCAGUUGCUCUUCGUUUCCGAUUGCUCAGACAGCAAGGGCACAAUACUUCCUCUGACAAGUACUUCAGCAACUUGAAGGACAAUGAUGGAAAGUUCAAGGAAUCACUUGUCAAUGAUAUAAAAGGACUACUAAGCUUGUACGAAGCUACGCAUCUUCAGAUACACGGUGAUGAUAUACUAGACGAGGCACUAACCUUCACCACAACUCAUCUCGAGUCUGCAACACGCCGCGGUUUAAGCUCCCCACUUUCGAAACAAGUAACUCAUGCCUUGUAUCAGCCACUCUGGAAGGGCAUGACAAGGAUAGAAGUGAGCCAUUACUUAGCUAUCUACCAGGAAGACAAGUCUCAUAAUGCAACUCUUCUGAAUUUAGCAAGGCUGGAUUUCAACCUACUGCAGCAACUCCAUAAAAAAGAACUAUGUGAACUUACAAGGUGGUGGAAGGAUGUGGACUUCGUGAAGAACUUACCUUUUGCUAGAGACAGGGUGGUUGAGUGCUACUUAAGUACUUUGGGAGUCUUCUUUGAGCCAAAAUACUACAUUGCAAGGAGGACAUUAUGCAAAUUUAUUUACAUGGUAGCCGUGAUUGAUGACAUGUAUGAUGUUUAUGGCACACUUGAAGAACUAGAGCUCUUUAAUGAAGCUAUUCAAAGGUGGGACAUCUCUGCCAUGGAUCCAUUGCCAGACUAUAUGAAAGUCUGUUAUAAGACACUGUUGGAUGUCUACACUGAACUCGAAGAAAAUCUUGCAAGCGAGGGAAGCUUGUAUGGCAUUCAUCACGCAAGAGAAUCGAUGAAAAUGCAUGUCGGUGGUUACAUGAAAGAAGCUAGAUGGUUUAACUCGAAUUACACCCCAACAUCUGAUGAAUACAUGCCACUAGCAGCGCUUACAUCCUUGUAUUCCUUGACAAUCGUAGCCGCUGUUGGAAUGGGAGUUGCUGCUUCAAAAGACUCCUUGGAUUGGCUACUCACCGACCCUGGCAUCGUAAAUGCUCCAUCUGUAAUCGGCAGACUCUUAAACGACAUUAUGUCGCAUCAGAGAGAGCAUUCUGCUACAGCUGUGCAAUUAUACAUGAAAGAACAUGGUGCUACAGAAGAAGCAGCCAUAGUUGAACUAAUUAAUCAAGUGAAUGAUGCAUGGAAGAUCAUAAACAAAGCUUGCCUCAACCCUACCCGAAUCCCAUUGCCGGUUCUAAUGCGACCUCUCAACCUUGCUCGUGUUAUGGAAAUGUUGUACAAGAACGAAGAUGCAUUUUCGAACCCAGGGGAUGAGAUCAAGGGUUUUGUGACUUCUGUUCUUAUCGAACCUGUGCUUAUUGCAUAA